Messenger RNA from Iphiclides podalirius (scarce swallowtail), 261 nucleotides. The record is from the annotation of a GenBank genome assembly. Lineage: Eukaryota; Metazoa; Arthropoda; Insecta; Lepidoptera; Papilionidae.
AUGAGCCGGGGGUGCAACCGGCGUGGGGGAGCGGUGACAGCGGGUAGGGCGCCCAGUGGUUGCGUGGGGGAGUGGCGCCGCCCCGUUACCCGCCCCGCCCCGCGCGCCGCCGGCCGCGCUCAGUCCGCGCUCGGCCGCCGAACCGCCAUCGCUUAUGUCCGCAACCGGCCGGCAACCAGCUCGCGCGCUCGCAACCUGCCGGUAGAACGUUCCCCGAAGCGAAGUGCCCCAAGUGUGGAGCGGCCGGCGAUGCUCGCGUGC